Molecule: messenger RNA, 2551 nt
Organism: Sarcophilus harrisii (Tasmanian devil)
Lineage: Eukaryota; Metazoa; Chordata; Mammalia; Dasyuromorphia; Dasyuridae
Gene: SMIM5
Product: small integral membrane protein 5
Exons: 4
Coding region: 450-686 (78 amino acids)
Source: RefSeq, a predicted model, not a curated record
ACCUCUUCCCUCUGCUUUCCUCCGUCCCCUCUCCCCCCACACAGACAGGCUGUGGAUCCAAGUAAAUGAAAUGUAAAAUCCAAGUUCCCAGCAAGUGUGAGAUGCCUGUGCUGGGGGAGUAGCCACCACCAACUGGCUCUGCCCCUUCCCUCCCCCUUCCCCUGUAAUCUGAAACUUCACAUCUCCUGGACAACCAACAACAAAAAAGCCAAGGCAGAGAGAGCAGCUGGUUGUCAGCAGGAGAAAAGAGCUCCUCUGAGUGGAUCUCAGGGAAGUGGAGCUGGGAGAGAGACGCCAGAAAGGGGCAGGAUGAGGUGAAGGCCCGACGGCAGAAGGGAGCCCGCAUUCUCCUAGGAAGGAUCCAGGAGGCCAAUCUGCAUUUCUGCUUUAAGGAAAGUGAAGAGAGUAGCCGCACAGUGAGUACAGGCUAGAGGGAGGUGUGGUGCAGCAUGGCAACCCAGAACUUUCUGCAGGAGAUGCACUCGAUGGGCCAGAAGUUCCUUCUUAAAUUACAGAAGCUGCCUCAGGCCGAGCCCGUUGAGAUUGCAGCCUUCUCUGUCAUUCUCUUCUUCAUUGCCACAGUGCUGCUGUUAUUGGUAAUAGCCUGCAGCUGCUGCUGUACCCAGUGCUGCUGCCCUGACCAGAGAAGCAGGAAGAUUCAGGUCCAGCCCAUGACACCAUCAUGAGAGGAGGCAAAGCAGAAGGCUGCCCAAUCCUGCCGGGGUUUCUGGCCAUGGCCCUACAGCACACAGCAGGCGAGACGAGGGACAGAUGGAGAGCUCCAGCUUGCUGGGAGGACCCACAACAGGCCAGGCUGCAGCCACUUAGGUAAAGGCCCCCCCUCCCCAGCUCCGACUCUAGAUAGGGACCUGAUGACAAAAGUGGGGAGCCACUAGGCCCAGAUGAACCUUCCGCUCAACAAGAGAUGCCAAAGAUAAGCCAACAGUGCCAGAGACUAUGGAUAAACGGUCUUCAUUCCUUUCUUGGUCUGUGCCUUACCAAAAAGAAAGGGAAGUAGGCCUGUCCCCAGGGCCUUGAGAAGGACAAUCUCAUUUUUUAGCCAUGGAAGAACUCAAUUAAUCCAUACCAAAGAAGCAGCCAAAUUGUAUUAUGAUUAACAUGUCUUGAAACCAUGUGAGUGAGAAAAUGCCUUUCUUCUAGGAUGUGCUUUUGUCUUCUAAGUAAAAGUGCCAUUAAGGUACCAGUUACCAUGGAGUUUCAGGGCUGGUUUAUUAGUAGAGGAGAUGGAGGCUAAGAAGCCUCAAGGGAAUUAAUUGAUGCUGACUUCUCUAUCCUUGUCCUAUACAAGUGCCCACGAAAGCCACCCAAAUGGAGGAGCUAAGAACCAGGCAGAAGGUUGGUUUGAUUAAAUGUGGAGAAAUCUGUUAAAUAGUAAAAAGGCAGCAAAACUUAGAUCAAAUACAACAGAAGAUAUUGUCACCAAAUUAUUAAAAUAUAAAUUCUUUUUGUUAACAAAUGGUAAAAACCAACGUGGGAAAUGACAGUCACAAUCAUUCCAUUUUGUCCAAAUGUUUUCAGGAGAAUGUACUCUUGGGGGGACUGGUUUGCCCAUUUGCUGUAUCAAAGCCAAAUAUCCCAAUGGAACAAAACAUUUGUUAAAAUAACACUAACUAGAGAAGGAAUACAGAUGAGGGUGGCUCAGAGGCAUUCAGCUAGAGCUAGGGUUUCUACGGAAGUCCUGUCUCAUCUCCUAUUUUCCCUUAACUGCAAUGUAAGAAGGAGGCAACAAAAACAUCUUGCCCAAACGUUAGAGAUGAAUGGAAGUUUCAAUGGUUUCUAGAUUUGGUCCUGAAGUCUUAAAAACCAGUUUCAGAACUGGAUCUAAAAUUCAGCACACUACUUUCCCUCCUAUCCCCAACUAGUUUUCUGUUCCUAUUUGAAGGAAUUUUUCAGGUAGAAAAAGAUAUAAACCCAGGAUUGAAGGUGAAAGGAGGAAAGGGUUUCCACAAAUGGUGGGAUUGCCAAGAGCAUGUGAUUUCUCAUUUUUCCAAGUCAAUAAUUAUCCAAAGCCAUCAAAUGGAAAACAUUUCUAAUUUAGUUCCUCUUCUGUGCUUCCUAGUCACUAUCCUGGCUACCUGAGAAUAAAUACUUAACCCUACAGAUCUCUGCCACCUCUCCCUACCACCUCUGUUUAGUCCAGGAACCUGGCUAUUGCUCACCAGAUCAGGAAAGGCAAGCAUUGUUUGCUCGUUUCACUUCCUGAUUUUCAUGCACUGGUUGGACAGGUUAAGACUAAAGACAAUGGGAGGAACCAUUUUCAUCUGACACAAAUAUUUUCCUGCCUCUUCCCCCCAACAGCCCAAUAAAAAUUUAAAAAGCAGUACAAGAAUCCAAUGGGCUUUGGCAAUAAAGGCUACAAACAACUGUGCUUGGAAGAAGGGGAACAGUAGUACUUUAUGAGUCGACACACCUGAAUAUAUGUACAAGCUCAGCCUCCCAAUUCCAACUUGAAGCAUAGGCCCAGGAUCUGGUUUCGCUGUCUCCGUUGAAGUCAAUCAGUUCCCACCCCAAACAUACACACUCUCUUAAC